AUGGCUUUUCAACCGUAUACACCAAAACCCAUCACCGACAUAUUCACAGCUGACACUGACGUUGACCGCCGCAAGUGCCAUAGAACAGUGCCCAUGAGAGUACUCGCCCUUGGGCUUGGUCGGACUGGUACUGCAUCUCUUCGUACUGCGCUGAAAGAGCUUGGGUUCACAGACUGUUACCAUAUGAUGUCCGCUAGCGUCGAAAAUCCACCGGACUGCCUCAUGUGGCAGGAUGCGUUUGCGGCCAAAUACGACGAUGAAGGAGAAUUCGGCCGUGAGCAGUGGGAUCAACUGCUAGGCCACUGCCAAGCCGUCUGCGAUUGGCCUGCAGUAGCAUUUGCGAAGGAGCUGAUCCAGGCUUACCCAGAGGCCAAAGUCAUCCUGACUACCAGAGACGUCGAUUCGUGGCACGCGUCAACGAUGAGGACCGUGGACUGGAGAGUAAAUGAUCCAGAGCUGAGAUUUGUUGCCCUAUGGGACUGGGGUGCAGGCCUCUAUCAACCCAUGCUCCGAAAAUUCUGGGAUGUCUUCUUUAAGGGAGAUUUCAAAAAGUAUGGCAAAGAGGUUUUCCAUGACUAUUAUGCAGAAGUCCGGUCUCUGGUCCCGAAAGAUAACUUGUUGGAGUAUCGCAUAGGCCAAGGAUGGGGUCCUUUGUGCGAGUUCCUGGAGGUUUCCGCGCCAGAAGGGAAAAGGUUCCCCCAUACGAACGAUACGGAUGGAUUUGUUGAUAGGUGCCGCGCAAGAAACCGGGCGCAGAUGUACAAUAUUCUGUUCCGAGGAUUUAUGAUGGGCGGUGGAAUUAUGGCGACGCUGCUUUCAGCAUCGGUGACCUGGUAUCGAUUUGGGUCUCGUCUCUCAGCGUUCCGGUCAUGA
This is a messenger RNA of Lindgomyces ingoldianus, 873 nucleotides long. RefSeq lists its product as uncharacterized. Bases 1 to 873 code for a protein of 290 amino acids. The record is from RefSeq and is a predicted model, not a curated record. The transcript has 3 exons. NCBI's taxonomy places the organism in Eukaryota, Fungi, Ascomycota, Dothideomycetes, Pleosporales, Lindgomycetaceae.